GCUGCCCAAGCGGUCGCCCCCGCCCCUCGGCGUCCCGCUCCCGCCCCCGGCUUCGCCUCCCGCUGCCGCCGCCGCCGCCGCCGCCGCAGCCGCUAUCGCCGCUGCCGCCGCUUCCCGCGGCCUGGGCCUCCCGCCGCCAGCAUGCCACACGCCUUCAAGCCCGGGGACUUGGUGUUCGCCAAAAUGAAGGGCUACCCGCACUGGCCAGCCCGGAUCGAUGAUAUUGCCGACGGUGCUGUGAAGCCCCCGCCCAACAAAUACCCCAUCUUCUUCUUUGGUACACACGAAACAGCCUUCCUGGGACCCAAGGACCUGUUCCCCUACGACAAAUGUAAAGAUAAGUACGGGAAACCCAACAAGAGGAAAGGCUUCAAUGAGGGCCUGUGGGAGAUCCAGCACAACCCCCACGCCAGCUACAGCGCCCCUCCGCCGGUGAGUUCCUCCGACAGCGAGGCCCCCGAGGCCGACCCUGCAGUUGGGAGCGACGCUGACGAGGGCGACGAGGACCGAGGGGUCAUGGCCGUCACAGCCGCCAGUGACAGGAUGGAGAGCGACUCGGACUCGGACAAGAGCAGUGACAACAGUGGCCUGAAAAGGAAGACCUCGGCGCUGAAGAUGUCAGUCUCGAAACGAGCUCGAAAGGCGUCCAGUGACCUGGAUCAAGCCAGCGUGUCCCCAUCCGAAGAGGAGAACUCAGAAAGCUCGUCUGAGUCAGAGAAAACCAGUGACCAGGACUUCACCCCCGAGAAGAAAGCGGUGGUCCGGGCGCCACGGCGGGGCCCCCUGGGAGGACGGAAGAAAAAGAAGGCACCCUCGGCCUCCGACUCAGACUCCAAAGCAGAUUCCGACAGGGCCAAGGCUGAGCCCGUGGCUGUGGGGAGGUCAGCAUCCUCCUCUUCUUCUUCCUCUUCCUCCUCCUCUUCCGACUCGGAUGUGUCUGUCAAGAAGCCUCCACGGGGCAGGAAGCCAGCUGAGAAGCCUCCCCCAAAGCCCCGAGGCCGGAAACCGAAACCUGAACGGCCCCCGUCCAGCUCCAGCAGCGACAGCGACAGCGAGGAGGUGGACCGCAUCAGCGAAUGGAAGCGGAGGGAUGAGGCGCGACGGCGGGAGCUGGAGGCCCGGCGGCGGCGCGAGCAGGAGGAGGAGCUGCGGCGGCUGCGGGAGCAGGAGAAGGAGGAGAAGGAGCGGCGGCGUGAGCGGGCCGAGCGCGAGGAGGCCGAGCGCGGGGCCAGCGGUGGCAGCAGCGGCGAGGAGCUCCGGGAGGAUGAGGAGCCCGUGAAGAAGCGUGGCCGCAAGGGCCGCGGCCGGGGCCCCCGGUCCUCCUCCGACUCGGAGCCCGAGGCCGAGCUGGAGAGAGAGGCAAAGAAAUCAUCCAGGAAGCUGCAGUCGCAAGGCUCAGAGCCCCUGAGGAAGUCUGGCCAGAAGGAGAAGAGAGGGCGGCCGGAGGAGAAGCCCCGAGCCAGGCCCCUGAAGUUGGAGCGAACCCGGAAGCGGUCGGAAGGGUUCUCGGGGGACAGGAAGGUGGAGAAGAAGAAAGAACCUUCUGUGGAGGAGAAGCUUCAGAAGCUGCACAGUGAGAUCAAGUUCGCCCUGAAGGUCGACAACCCGGACAUAAAGAGGUGUCUGAACGCGCUAGAGGAGCUGGGCACCUUGCAAGUGACCUCUCAGAUUCUGCAGAAGAACACAGACGUGGUGGCCACGCUGAAGAAGAUUCGCCGGUACAAAGCCAACAAGGACGUGAUGGAGAAGGCGGCCGAAGUCUACACUCGGCUCAAGUCCCGGGUCCUGGGGCCCAAGGUUGAGGCAGUGCAGAAAGCAAACAAGACCGGACCGGAGAAAGAGAAGACCGAAGCCGAGAAGGCCGAGGAAAAGCUGGCCGGGGAGGAGCCCCCCAAGGGCAAUGUGGAGGACGAGCCGAGCACUGAUCUCUCAGCCCCGGUGAAUGGCGAGGCCACGUCCCAGAAGGGGGAGAGCCUGGAGGACAAGGAGCUGGAGGAAGGCCAGGACUCGGAGGAGGGACUGAGGGGCGGCUCCUCUGAAGACCUGCACAACGACAGCCUGCGGGAGGGCCCCGACCUGGACAGGCCUGGGAGUGACCAGCAGGAGUGCGAGCGGGCGCAGGUGGACUCGGAGUCCCCGGACGAGGAGAGCUGAGCGCAGGCCGCCGAGCCGGCCCCACCCCGCGCUCAGCCCACAGUAGACGCCCGUAGGCCGCCCCGUGUCCUUCCCCAGCCUCCCAGGCGAGCAGAGAACUUUUGGGGAGACGCUGUGCUGUUUGUUUGUAUUUGUCCCCUUGGGUUUUUUUUCUGCCUAAUUUCUGUGAUUUCAAACCGACAUGAAAUGACUAUAAAGGGUUUUUUAAUGAAAAAAGAAAUCACUUUUA
Molecule: messenger RNA, 2383 nt
Organism: Propithecus coquereli (Coquerel's sifaka)
Lineage: Eukaryota; Metazoa; Chordata; Mammalia; Primates; Indriidae
Gene: HDGFL2
Product: hepatoma-derived growth factor-related protein 2
Exons: 16
Coding region: 142-2154 (670 amino acids)
Biological process (GO): regulation of transcription by RNA polymerase II
Cellular component (GO): nucleus
Molecular function (GO): double-stranded DNA binding; transcription coregulator activity
Source: RefSeq, a predicted model, not a curated record